Messenger RNA from Papaver somniferum (opium poppy), 818 nucleotides. RefSeq lists its product as uncharacterized. The record is from RefSeq and is a predicted model, not a curated record. NCBI's taxonomy places the organism in Eukaryota, Viridiplantae, Streptophyta, Magnoliopsida, Ranunculales, Papaveraceae. The transcript has a single exon. Bases 214 to 615 code for a protein of 133 amino acids.
CCAAUCCUAAAUGAGGAGCUAGACAAAAGCAAAUACCCAAAAGAAAAACUAAUUUCCUUACCUAUGAUUACAAUCAAAUCCAGAUUGAAAAACUAGCUUCAUUUCUCAAUAAUAUAUUUAUCCACUUUCUUCUUUUCAUCUUUUUCAUUCUUCAUUCACAGUCCUUAAAAAGAACACAUUAUAAAGAGGUUAAUUAAAGACACUGCUAAAACUAUGGACAUUGAAAUGAUCAAAUGUGAGUGUUGUGGAUUGAAAGAAGAAUGUACUCAAGAUUACAUAGCAGAAGUGAAAGCGAAAUUUGAUGGUAAAUGGUUAUGCGGGUUAUGUGCUGAAGCAGUUAGAGAUGAAGUUACUAGAGAAAACAAGAAAAAGAAGAAGAUACCAUUUGAAGUUGAUGAAGAAGCUAUGAAAGCUCAUAUGUCGUUUUGCCGAAAAUUCAAGUCCAGUCCUGCUAAACGAGUAGCCGAUGGAAUGAGACAAAUUCUUAGAAGAGGAUCAGGGAAUAACUUAACAUCAUCAACUUCAACGUCGACGUCUACGCCCAAGAAGUAUACGAGAUCAGCUAGUACUUCACAAGUUGUUCAUCUAUCCACCACUUCAUUCACUCUUUACUAGAGAAUUGACGGUUGAUUACAAAGAUGCAUAUAUGAUCAUGAGGAGAUUAAGGUCCGAGUUUUUGAAUAAUUAGCUAAUCAAAUUUCAUGGUUGUGGUUUUCUAGUCUUUCUUCUUUGUACAAAAUAUGUUGUGUUUUUCAAUGGAGGUUUCUUCUUGGCUUUUCAUUUCAAUAUUCUCAACAUUCUUAUUAAUAAUAUCUUGG